This is a messenger RNA of Myodes glareolus (Bank vole), 1205 nucleotides long. The record is from RefSeq and is a predicted model, not a curated record. Lineage: Eukaryota; Metazoa; Chordata; Mammalia; Rodentia; Cricetidae.
AGCGCUUCUGUAGUCGCGUGUCUCACUUCAGCAGAGGACACUGCUUUGGUGGAGCUGGUGAGACGCACCCACAAUGGUUUCCCCGGUGCUCCUCUUGUUCUCGGCUUUCCUCUGCCACGUUGCCAUUGCAGGACGGACCUGUCCCCAGCCAGAUGAAGUACCAUUUGCUGUGGUUGUUCCGUUAAAAACGUUCUAUGACCCAGGGGAGCAGAUUGUCUACUCCUGCAAGCCAGGCUAUGUGUCCCGGGGAGGCAUGAGACGAUUUACAUGUCCUCUCACCGGAAUGUGGCCCAUCAACACCCUGAAAUGUACACCCAGAGUGUGUCCUUUUGCUGGAAUCUUAGAAAACGGAGUUGUACGCUAUACGACUUUUGAAUAUCCCAACACCAUCAGUUUUACUUGUAACCCUGGGUUUUAUCUGAAUGGAACCAAGUCUGCUAAGUGCACCGAGGAGGGAAGAUGGAGCCCAGAGCUUCCUGUCUGUGCUCCUGUCACCUGCCCACCACCAGAGGCUCCUAAGUUUGCAACCCUGAAGAUGUACCAGGCAUCACCUGGGAACACCUCUCUCUAUCGGGACAUUGCAGUCUUUGAAUGCUUGCCACACCAUGCCAUGUUUGGAAACGACACAGUUACGUGCACAGCCUACGGAAACUGGACCGAAUUGCCAGAAUGCAGGGGUAAGUGGCCAGACAAUGGGUUCGUGAAUUACCCUGCAAAGUCCGUGCUUCAUUAUCAGGAUAAAGCCACAUUUGGUUGCCAUGACACAUACAGUCUGGAUGGCCCAGAGGAAGUGGAAUGCACCAAGAUGGGAACCUGGUCCGCCCAGCCAAGCUGUAAAGCAUCUUGCAAAGUAUCUGUUAAGAAGGCCACAGUGCUGUACCAAGGAGAGAGAGUGAAGAUCCAGGAACAAUUUAAGGACGGAAUGAAGCAUGGUGACAAGGUCUCUUUCUUCUGCAAAAAUAAGGAGAAGAAGUGCAGCUAUACCGAAGAAACUCAGUGCAUUGACGGCACCCUCGAAAUCCCCAAGUGUUUCAAGGAGCACAGUUCUCUGGCUUUCUGGAAAACGGAUGCUUGGGACGUGAAGCCAUGCUGAAGUCAUUUUCAGAAACAAAAUUGGAUGUCAUAUUUGUAUCUCUGCUUGUCUGAGGACUCCACCUGAAAGAGCAAAAUAAAGUCACUGAAUUGCCUCAGUCAUUACCAUGUGA